This is a messenger RNA of Pelagomonas calceolata, 1126 nucleotides long. The record is from the annotation of a GenBank genome assembly. NCBI's taxonomy places the organism in Eukaryota, Pelagophyceae, Pelagomonadales, Pelagomonadaceae.
GGCUGGGGCAGCCUCGCAAGGUAAUGAUUGGAAUCCACAGCGCCAGAGCGGCGUCCUAGCAGCCCCGAGCGCGCUCCAACGGCUGCGCGCAAGGGCAGCCUCAUUUUUGAUCUGUUUCGGCGCUGCGACGCUGCACAUGCAGCCUUGCUGCUAGGCGUGCCGUCGCGCGGCGCCGCAGCCCGCACGCGUGCGCUUUAACCUCUCGCGCCACCGCUGCGCCACAGCUCUAGGCGCGCGCGCCGGUCGGGGCCAACGCAUGAGGCUGCGCGCCGCCUUUUUCUUGGCGACGGCGGCCGCCGCGGACACGCUCGCCAUCGUGACGGAGUUCCGCUCCGGCUCGACGCUGCUGGGCGGGCUCGUCGCCAACGCCUCGACGUUCUACUUCUUCGAACCCUGCCGCCUGCUCGGCGGCGAUCACAAUCGCAAGGUCGCGAGCGGAUCCUGCGACGCCCUGGUACCGCGGCUCCUGGCCUGCGACGCCGCACUAGGCGACAAGGUUUGGCGCGAAGUCGCGACCAAGGAUCGCGGCUUCCUGGGACACCGCGUGGGGGCGACGAAGCCGGCGGCGGUCGUCACCGCGUGCGCGGCCCGGGAACGCGUCGCCAAGGUGACGAGAAUGGACGCUGGCCUCCCGAAGGCGUUUUUGGACGCCGUGGACCGCACGCUCCGCCUCGUGCGAGAUCCGAGGGCCGUGGUCAACUCGCGGGUGCGGGGCCACAUGUGUUCAAACAAAAAAAUCAGUGCCUGCGCCCGCACUGUGUGCAAGCGCAUGGCGGCCAAGGACGCCGACGAGGAGCGGCUAGGGUUGCUUUCUCGUGGCGACUAUCGUGUCGUCUACUACGAGAGGCUCGUCACGGCUGCCGCCGUGGAGCUCGACGGCAUCUCGCGCUGGCGCGGCCGCGGGAAGCUGGGCGUGCCGGAGCGCCACCACGCGCUCCGGCAAGUCAACGACAAGUCAGACGCGGAGUGCAAGCCGGGCAGAUCGUGCAGGCGCGACGGCGCGGCGGUCGCGGCGCGGUGGAGAGAGGAGCUGUCUCCAGCGGACGUCGCGACAAUCGAGGCCGACGAGCGGUGCGCGCGGACGAUGCGGAGGCAUAACUAUACUGUGUUGUAUCUGGCUUCUUGA